AUGGAUUACUAGGUCGAGAAGUGCAAUUCGGGAGAGAUGGGGGCGAGGAAGUGAAUAGUCCUAAGUUGGAUCUUGAAUACCUACCUAGUCUAGGAUCCAACUAAUACAUUCGUUACACGUUGAAUAUCUCACACUCGUUUUUGAGAAAUCACAUACACUCUUUUUUAUACUUCUUAACGAUUUCAACGUUUCUAUCACUCUUUUUUAGAAACACGCACAAUGGCAGGAGUCAUCGAGGCCAUCGGGGUGAUCUCAGGUGUUCUGGGGAUCCUCCAGUUCGGCGUUGACAACUUCCCCGAGCAGAAGGCCGUCGGGUCUUCGGUGAGGGUUACCGUGGGCCUCGACACCCAGGGCGGUCUUGACAAUGCCGGAGGCGAUCUUCCAGACGUCCGGCUGUUCAACGAGGCCGGUGACUUCAUCGGCAUCGAGACCGAUCCUGGGAAGGUCGAGGAUGGGGGCUUCGGCGAUAUCACAAUAGACCAUAAGGGGGACUCCACCCAGCAGCCGACCUAUGCAUUGUUCUCGGCCAACAAGGAUGCCAUAUGCAUUGCAUAUGUCUCUAUCACUUGGCCGAGCAACGAAAAGUACUCUUGGGUUGGCGACUGGGGACACGAGUGUGGCGGAUCCUGGUACUACUCCAACGUCUACAUCAAGGGCGGCAACAGAAAACCCGACUGCCUCUGGAUCGACGGCAACAACGACCAGCCGCAGUCGGGGUUCCAAGUGCACUGGCCGGAGUUCGUAGAGAAGCAAGACGAGACCCUGCCGACCGACGCGGCCGAGCAGAAGCAGAAGCGUGACUUCCUGUGCAACCAGGGGCCCCCUUUCAAGAUGUACCAGUACACCGACGUCAAGGACCCCAAGACCAUCACCCACUGGACUCUUAGCAACAAGAACAAGCGGGAGACGGCCAUCUCCUACGCUCCAUCAGAGAAUCCUGUCUCCGCCCGGUUCCGGCACAGUCAAGAGGGCAUCAAGUAUCGGAGGGCGAACGGGACGGACGACACCAGCGCCAGCGCCAACCCUCACACGAACCGGCUAGUCAUGAGCAAGAGCGCGCAGCACUCGGCAGAGGGGCUCUGUCAGAGCGACACAUCGGUCGGACCAGACUUCGUCAACGUGGCGGACGGCACGUUCUGCCGGAUGAGCGACAAGACGCUGUUCUCGGUGUGCGACGGCGCCAAGACCGUGGACAACUGCUUCAAUACGGACCUGCAGCAGCUAGUUGUCAAUGGUGCUGUGACGAGAGAUAAGGCGUACAGCUCUGUUCUUGACUGGACUUUAGAUGAUUAAGUUUUGGUUUGUCAUGUCGGUUUCAUUGGUUGACUGGUUGACUUGGAAAGGGGGGGAGUUGGCUGUAUUAUUAUUUCCUAGGUAGGGAUGUGGAUGGAUGGAUGGGUUGACGAAUGGAUGUCUCAUGGCGCUUUGGAUAAUUAUAGGGGGCGUGGCGUGCAUCAGUAGGGGUCUCGAGGGGGGUUUCAUAGUAAUGUCACCAACUUUUCUGGAUAUGGGGUUCGUACUCAUAUCCAUCAUUACCAUAAAGAUUUAGACCUACCUAAGUAUGCUGCAUGGUGAAUAACUUCGGUUUUGUCCCGUCUGUGGGGUAGGUAUUCAGGUGUGCGAGCAGCAUAUGAGAAAAGAAGAAACCUCAUUUCGGUCCCACCAAUGAAUCUGUCCAUAGUAUAUUUGUACGUUAAUGCCACGGAACAUCUCUGUAGAUAGACAGGCCGUAGGAGCUUUCAGGAUACAGUAAAUCCAGUUGAUGUUGGACUUAGACAGAAGAGCC
Hypoxylon fragiforme is the source of this 1786-nucleotide messenger RNA. RefSeq lists its product as uncharacterized. The record is from RefSeq and is a predicted model, not a curated record. The coding region runs from base 220 to 1293 and encodes 357 amino acids. Lineage: Eukaryota; Fungi; Ascomycota; Sordariomycetes; Xylariales; Hypoxylaceae. The transcript is spliced from 3 exons.